GAGUGAAAAGAAAAGAAAAAUGAGAGAAAAUCUGUUGUCCUUGCCCUCCUAUAAAUUCUCCCCUACUCUCACUCCCACUCAAAUCUGUUUCAUCUCACUCCAAACUCCGAAGCUACGACGGGCACCACCACCGCCGCCGCCGCCGCCGCCGCACAGCAGAGUCCAGAAAAAGGCAAUGGAGGUGGGAGGGUUAGAUUCUAAAGGGCGCCAAUUCAAGAACGCGGAGGAGAUGUGGCGUGAACAGACGGGUGAUCCCAGCAAGAAGUGCGAUUGGUACAAGCAUGGCGUGGGGUAUUGGGAAGGCGUGGAGGCAUCUGUCAAUGGCGUUCUUGGUGGGUAUGCCCAAGUCAAUGAGCCCGAUAUUGAGGGUAGCGAAGCUUUCCUCAAUACCCUCUUGUCUGAACGCUUCCCUAAUUCUGAUCACUUCGCUGCUCUUGAUUGUGGUUCUGGCAUUGGGAGAGUCACAAAAAAUCUUCUCAUAAGAUAUUUCAAUGAGGUUGAUCUUCUUGAGCCUGUAUCACAUUUCUUAGACACUGCCCGUGAAAAUUUGGGUCAUACAUCCUCAGAUACGCACAAAGCCACUAAUUUUUUUUGUAUGCCUCUUCAGGAAUUCACUCCAGAUGCUGGAAGAUAUGAUGUUAUAUGGGUGCAGUGGUGUAUUGGGCAUCUCACAGAUGAUGACUUUGUAUCAUUCUUCAGCAGAGCUAAGGCUGGCCUAAAACCUGGUGGAUUUUUUGUCCUGAAGGAGAACAUAGCCAGAACUGGAUUUGUGCUGGACAAUGAAGAUCGAAGCAUCACCAGGUCUGAUUCAUACUUUAGGGAGCUCUUUCAGAAGUGUGGGUUGCAUAUUUACCAAUCAAAGGAUCAAAAGGGAUUGCCUGAGGAACUAUUUGCUGUGAAGAUGUAUGCAUUAACUACUGAUUCACCAAAGAGGGUUCACAGGACCAGAUCUAAAGUAAAAGCAAAUAUGCCUAGAAUCAUUAAGUGAGGAAAUUUGUGGUGAACUUCCGAUUCCCAACCAGAUAGAGAUUUUAUGUGGACAAUGAGAGUGCUUGUCACUCUAUGAGGGCAUGGGUUGAAGACCUAGGAUGCAUGUGUAACUUAAAAUCAUGCAACUUUUUGGUGGUUGUGUUUGGACAAAAAAAUUAAUAUUUGCACAAGAAUGUAUCAGAAUGGGGAUUAUAAUCCCAUCAUGUAAAAUUCAAUUAGAUACUAAUUUUUUUGUUUUGAUAUUAUGUAAUCAAACUAUCUAUAUAUAUUUAUUUAUUUAUUAUAAAAAAAGGUAGUACCUUCGC
Molecule: messenger RNA, 1295 nt
Organism: Quercus lobata
Lineage: Eukaryota; Viridiplantae; Streptophyta; Magnoliopsida; Fagales; Fagaceae
Product: alpha amino-terminal protein methyltransferase
Exons: 7
Coding region: 20-988 (322 amino acids)
Biological process (GO): N-terminal protein amino acid methylation
Cellular component (GO): cytoplasm
Molecular function (GO): methyltransferase activity
Source: RefSeq, a predicted model, not a curated record